CAAAUUCAAAUCAAAUUUCUCACCCUCUUUCUAAAACACUGUAUUUAGAGCGAGAAACUAAAUCAAAUUAAAAAAUUGAAAACUUUUUCUUAUUUUAAUUAAAUUCACGCGUUAGUCACCAGAAAAUCCGUGUUCCAGUAUAAUUUUUUAGUGAUAUCUUCUCCUUCAUUAAGACAACAAGAGUUUAAGAGAGAGAAAGUUUAGUGAGAGAAAGUGAACCCCUUCUUCCGCCUUGCUUUAAGGUUUUUUCCGAUCAGGCGCAUAUUAGUCUUACUAGAGUCACGCUUCUUUGCUAACUUACGCUGGUGUUGCAGCAUUACUUUUUGUUUCUCUCUCCAUUUUAUGCCUCAUUUUGCUGCUAGGUUUAUGUGUGAUAGUGAGGUUCAGCUGAUGUUUUGGGGUUUUGUGGGUUGAAAUUUAAAGCUGAUAAAUUGAUUGAUUAUUUGGGGUUUUAAUUUGUGUUAUUAGGGUUUUAUAAUCCAAAAUGGGUGAUACAGAAAGGGGUAAUAUUGAUAUGAUGCAUAGACUUCAAAAUCCAUUUGGGGCUUUAUCAAGAACAAGUAAUCAUCUUGAUGUAGCUCAAUUGAAUAUAUCCCAAAUCCGACCUCCUUUACCUCAAAAUUCCCAGAAUUUGCAAAAUUUCAACUCUGAAAAUGGUAAAAGAUCAGGGAUACCACCAUCUCACCCUCCUAUGCCACCCCUGUCACCCUAUUCACAAAUCCCAGUUACUAGAACAGGUUCUCGGCACUCAGGUUCACAGAAUUUCUGUCGUGGACCGUCUCAUUCGCGAUCGUUGUCGCAACCGGCCUUUUUUAUGAAUGAUUCGUUGCCCCCUUUGAGUCCGUCGCCUUACCAAAACUCUACUUCCCCUACUAGUGCUCCUGAUAGUACUAAUUUGUCCAAUGGUUCGUUGGAGAAUCGUGAUGGCGGUGGCAAUUCGUUGUUGCCACCGUCUGGCAGGGGUAAUUCAGCUCAUAUCACUGAGGGACUGCCACCAAGGAAAUUGCAUAGGCGUUCUAUAAGUGAUAUUCCUUUUGGUUUUGAUAGUAUAUUUCAAUCAUCUCCGCCGCCAUCACCAAUGGUAUCUCCUAAUCCAAGAGGAGGUCAUGGUGAUUUGGAGAGGACUUUGUCUAGUGGAGAGUUUGUGACUUCAACCAAGCCUGCACAGUUAGUUAAGAAGGAGUCUAGUUGGGAUAAGACGCGAGAUGGUAAUGUAGAAGGUGAAGUUGUAGAUGAUAUCCUUUCCGCGUAUAUGGAUCUGGACAACAUUGAUACCAUGAAUUCUUCCGGGACUGAUGACAAGUAUUGUAAUGAAAAUCGAGAUGAUUUGGAUAGUCGAGCUAGUGGGUCCAAGACGAAUGGAUGUGAAAGUAGUGAUAAUGAAGCUGAAAGCAGUGUGAAUGAGAGUGGAAGCAGUGGACAAAGACCAAUGAUUGGUGAACGAAAGAGGGGUUCCGUAGGUGAGGCUGCACCAUCUAGACACUACAGAAGUAUUUCGAUGGACAGUUUCAUAGGGAAUAUGAAUUUUGGUGACGAAUCUCCAAAGCUACCUCCUUCUCCGAGUACUGGUGUUGCUCAGCUUUCUCUUAAGGAUCCUGAAAAUGGAAAUUCCAGUGCAUUCAGUUUGGAAUUUGGUAACGGAGAGUUUACUGGGGCUGAACUGAAGAAGAUAAUGGCAAAUGAGAAGUUAGCUGAGAUUGCUUUAACGGACCCUAAACGUGCCAAAAGGAUUUUGGCAAAUCGUCAGUCAGCUGCUCGCUCAAAGGAGCGGAAAAUGAGAUACAUAUCAGAAUUGGAACACAAAGUUCAAACUUUACAAAAUGAAGCCACAACUUUGUCUGCACAGCUUACAUUAUUGCAGAGGGAUUCUUCCGGACUUUCCAGCCAAAACAAUGAGCUGAAGUUUCGUCUACAAGCGAUGGAGCAACAAGCUCAGCUUCGUGAGGCUCUAAAUGAAGCAUUAACAGCAGAAAUCCAACGCCUAAAGGUAGCCACAGGAGAGCUGAGUGCCGAGUCUAUAUCCAAGAGUUUUGGGCAGCAGCUUUUUGUCAAUCCUCAAAUGUACCAGCAGCAGCAGCAGCAACCCAACCAAAACAACCCUAAUAAGUUACAGUCCAAUCCACUACAGGAGCAGCCAAAAGCACAAGACUCGAACAAUGGUGGAAAUUCAAAGAGUGAAUCAAAGCAAUAAUGGUUAUCCUUGAGAUAGGUUUGUGUUCAGUGCCUCGCUUAGCUAUCUUUAGUCAACGUUGGCUCAGUUGGCUCAAUCAUUGAUCUGUAGUUUGCUCUUUCUGCAUUAAUUUAUCUAUUUCACAUCAACAUAGAAACGUAAACUUCAAAGUAAAUUAGCUGUAGAUUCAUUUUGCAUAGAGUUACUAAAUCAUACAUUCUAUUUACCUUAUCUAGGAACAUGCAUGUCAAAGCAAAGAAUUUGUUUUUAGACAUAAGUUGCUACACAACUAUCUGUACAAUAGAGUAGUUUUUUAAUGUACGGGUGCUUUGGUUGCAAUCGGGUGCCAUAAUGUGGGAUUUUCCAGUUACUUUUUUUGCAGUUAAACUCAAAUUUAUUGUGUAUGAAAUGGAUCAAAAACUUGUUUCAUUGUGCUAAA
Molecule: messenger RNA, 2609 nt
Organism: Chenopodium quinoa (quinoa)
Lineage: Eukaryota; Viridiplantae; Streptophyta; Magnoliopsida; Caryophyllales; Amaranthaceae
Product: transcription factor VIP1-like
Exons: 5
Coding region: 485-2191 (568 amino acids)
Biological process (GO): regulation of DNA-templated transcription
Cellular component (GO): nucleus
Molecular function (GO): DNA-binding transcription factor activity
Source: RefSeq, a predicted model, not a curated record